This is a messenger RNA of Fusarium mangiferae, 1212 nucleotides long. Its product is annotated as putative arrestin domain protein. Gene Ontology annotation, biological process: division septum assembly. The record is from RefSeq and is a predicted model, not a curated record. Gene Ontology annotation, cellular component: division septum. Bases 1 to 1212 code for a protein of 403 amino acids. The transcript is spliced from 3 exons. Lineage: Eukaryota; Fungi; Ascomycota; Sordariomycetes; Hypocreales; Nectriaceae.
AUGUCGGGCCCUGCGAGCGUGAGGGUCUCGGGUCCUCCAAACAGUAGCUUUCUCGUGGGCUACCCUGGUAUCUCUGCGACUUUGCCGCGCAUCGAAGGAAAAGUCGAAAUUCGCCCUGGCCAGGGUUUUUCCAUGCCCGUACCUGUCUCCCUCGUUCGAAUAUGUCUUCAGCGCCGAGAAACAAUACACCCCGAUGCAGAUAGCAUUGCCAAACGACAUCUAGGCGCCCCCCGCCGCGAGACCACGGAUCUGGUCGGAAAAGAGCAGCUUCUCUUUCGCUGCUCUUCCGGGAAGGAGGCUGAGAGGAUCAUUGCUAUGGAUCUACCGUUCGUUCUGUUUAUUCCUUUUGGUCGCGGCGGCGAAGAGUCGAAUCGGCGUAUACCUCCCGCGUCCCUGCAACUACCCAGCCGAACCGCCGAAACAUACUACGAACUCGUCGUUACUGUUCAGCAGGGCCACAGCAACCAGUACAAGUACACUUUUCCCAUACCUUUGCAACGCUAUGAUACACUUUCUACAUUUGGAAUGUAUAACAAGCCCGAAUCCAAAUUGGUCACCAACGAUAAUAUCGUACACCUCGGCAUCAAUCUACCACGGUGGAGCUACGGCCCCAAGGAUCCCAUCACAGUCUAUAUCAAACUGUCGCCAAACCUCGACUGGUUAAGUAAAGCGAAACGCGUCACAAUUGAAAAGAUUACCUUGACUGUUGAAGAGGAAAUCACAUUCAACCCAGAAGGUGAUGAACCUACGAAGAAGAUCAACAGGGUCACGAAACAGACCCAACCGGUUAAGACAAAGAUGCCAGAGGCGGGUUACGCCACGAAUAUCGGGCUGGAUUUUCCAUCCAAGGAUCUGAGAGAUCCAGACGGCGUUGUCAGGCGGGGAAAGCCUCAGUUUCCUCUUUACGAAGUCACAUCAUUUACCACGUCUUCUACCCUUUACAAAAUCGAGUUCUACUUGGUUAUUAAGGUCAAUCUUAGUGGUGCUCGAGAUGUAAUGAUACGACAGCCAAUUGUCAUCUGCCCCCUAGAUCAACAGGCCUGUAAGGAAGAGAUGGACGCGAUAGAACAGGCGGCUAAAGACGCCUCUCACGUCGAUCCGGCCAACCCGAUGCUUCCAGCGCCGACUGUUAUUCUCGCCAACGACCGCGAUUCAUUACGAGCAUUGGGUCUAUGCAUGGUCGGAGGCCAGAAGAAGCCAUUUAUUGAAUGA